GUCCGUCGCCUCUGAAAGGGAGUUGAGUUCCUGUACCCUGAUUCCAGACCACAAUUGAAAAAAUGGUGGACCUCACCGAGCUAAUGGAGAAUGAAGUAUUCAUGGCCUUUACUUCCUAUACAACGAUUAUUCUUUCAAAAAUGAUGUUUAUGAGUACUGCAACUGCAUUCUAUAGAUUAACAAGAAAGGUUUUUGCUAACCCAGAAGACUGUGCUGGCUUUGGCAAAGGAGAAAAUGCCAAAAAGUAUCUUCGGACAGAUGACAGAGUGGAACGUGUACGGAGAGCUCACCUGAAUGACCUUGAAAAUAUUGUGCCAUUUCUUAGUAUUGGCCUUCUGUAUUCCUUGAGUGGUCCAGACCUUUCUACAGCCAUCCCGCACUUCAGACUCUUUGUUGGAGCCCAGAUCUACCACACGAUCGCGUAUCUGACACCUCUUCCCCAGCCAAAUCGGGCUUUGGCUUUCUUUGUUGGAUAUGGAGUUACUUUUUCAAUGGCUUACAGGUUGCUGAAAAGCCGAUUGUACUUGUAAAGAGAAUCAUACAACUCAUUAUUUUCCGAGAAUUCUGUACCUCCAAUUUAUAAUGAAUGCUUUUUUAGAUUCUAUGUGGAAGGGGAGCAGAGAGAUUAAGAUGGGGCAAUCAGUCUGAAUGUUAACAUCACCAAUACCCUUUAUUCUUGUUUUAUAUUUGUACUAAAAAUUUCACCUAAUUCUUAAGUCUUUUGGCUUCUUCUUUAUGUAUCUUGUUGUAAAUUCUGAUUAUAAUUUGUAACAUUCAUUCUACAUUUAAUAUUUAAAAUCUACAAAAAGGGUGAAUACAUGUGUGAUAAAUCUAUAUUGCAACAUUGCUGAAUUGGAUGUAUGAAAUAAAGAAUUAAAA
Lutra lutra (Eurasian river otter) is the source of this 879-nucleotide messenger RNA. RefSeq names its product microsomal glutathione S-transferase 1-like. NCBI's taxonomy places the organism in Eukaryota, Metazoa, Chordata, Mammalia, Carnivora, Mustelidae. The record is from RefSeq and is a predicted model, not a curated record. The transcript has a single exon. The coding region runs from base 63 to 530 and encodes 155 amino acids. Gene Ontology annotation, molecular function: glutathione transferase activity. Gene Ontology annotation, cellular component: mitochondrion; membrane.